Molecule: messenger RNA, 2735 nt
Organism: Ostreococcus lucimarinus CCE9901
Lineage: Eukaryota; Viridiplantae; Chlorophyta; Mamiellophyceae; Mamiellales; Bathycoccaceae
Gene: HSP70F
Product: Heat Shock Protein 70, ER lumen
Exons: 1
Coding region: 73-2727 (884 amino acids)
Biological process (GO): endoplasmic reticulum unfolded protein response; negative regulation of hypoxia-induced intrinsic apoptotic signaling pathway; cellular response to hypoxia
Cellular component (GO): endoplasmic reticulum chaperone complex
Molecular function (GO): ATP-dependent protein folding chaperone; ATP binding
Source: RefSeq, a predicted model, not a curated record
AAAGUUCUCGCGACGCUCUCCGUCGCGCUGUGCGCGCUGUGCGCGCUGUGCGCGGGCGCACACGGCGCCGUCAUGGGCAUCGAUCUCGGCGGUGAGUUUCUCAAAGCUUCGCUCGUCGCUCCCGGCCGAACGCCGAUCGCCAUCACCCUGAACGAGGUUUCGAAGCGUAAAACGACCGCCGCGGUGUCGUUUUUCAACGAUGAACGCGCGAUCGGGGAGCCGGCGAACGAUUUGAUGCCGCGAUCGCCUACGGAUGUGGCGACGCGAGCGAGAGACGCUCUCGGCGCGCGCGCGAGCGAUGAACGCGUGCGCGCGGUGAAGACGAAUUCGAAGCUGGCGUAUGAAAUUGAAGGAGAUGGUGCGAGAGAUGGUGCGGUGAGAGCCGUGCUGGGGAAGAAGAGCUACGCGGCGGAGGAGUUGGUGGGGAUGACGCUGGAGUACGCGAUGGCGAUCGGGGAGGCGGCGGGACGAGGGAAGAUUCGUGACGCGGUGAUCGCGGUGCCGCCGUUUGCGUCGCAAUCGCAGCGAAGGGCGUUGCGGGAUGCGGCGGAGAUCGCUGGGUUGAACGUGCUGGCGAUGAAGAGCGAUUUGUCGUGCGCGGCGCUGCAGUGGGGAAUCGACAAGGAGUUUCCAGAGCCAAAGUGGGUCAUUUUGGUGGACGUCGGACACACGUCCGCGGGUGCCGCGCUCGUGAAAUACAGCUCGUUCUCCAGUGGUAAGGUGAAGAAACAGCACGGGCAAUUCGAGAUGGUGUCGGUGAAGUGGGACGAAACCGUGGGCGGCGACGCGCUCGACAUGCUCCUCGUCGAGCACUUUCAAGAAGAGUUCAAACAAAAGCACGGUACGGAUUUAUCCACGAUUCCGCGCGCUGUCGGUAAGAUGCGUAAGCAAGUUCGCAAGACGAAGGAAAUCCUGUCUGCGAACAAAGAAGCGCCGUUUAGUGUGGAAUCAUUGCACGACGAAAUUGACUUGCGAUCGAAAAUCACUCGCGACGAAUUCACUACGCUCGCCGGGGAUAUUUUCGAACGCAUGACUGGUCCGUUGCGAGCAAUCGUGGCCUCGCUCGGCGACUUCAACAUCACGCUCGAUGAAAUCGAGGCUAUCGAAGUCAUCGGCGGGAGCACGCGCGUGCCCGGAGUGAAGGAGGAGAUUGGAAAAGCCAUCAAUGGUCGCAAGUUUGACGUGCACCUCGACGCGGACGAAGCCGUGGCCAUGGGCGCAGGUCUUUUCGCCGCCAACAUGUCCACAACGUUCCGCAUGCGAAAGUUUGGCGCCGCGGACGCGAUGCCACAUGGAAUGACGUAUGAAGUUACACCGAGCGACGAUUUUACGUCGGGUGAAGCGGCCACGCUCGUUCCGGCGUUUGCGAAUUCGCCGCUUCGCCAGCGAGUGCAACUGCUCAAUCGCACCGAGGACGCUAAGUUCACCGUGAACCUUGAUGUGUCGAACGGCUCACCGUUACCUCCGGGCACAGACACCGACCAAGUCAUGGUCGUCGAUGUCACCGGGGUGAAGGAGGCGAUGGCAAAGUACAACGACACUGUGGGCAAGAUGAACGUGUACUUUGAGUUUGAUGCCAAUGGCGUGUUGGAUGUCUACGAGGCGGUGUACGCGGUUGAGAUCAUCGACUACGUUCCGGAAAAACCCAAAAAGAAGCCGAAAGUGGAAAAGACAAAGGUCGAUAACAACGCAACAGAAGCCACCAACGUCACGGAUGACGAAUCGUCGGCGACUGAAAACGCAACCGAAGCAGAGAUGAACGCAACGGCUGCGGAAGACGUCACGGAAGCCACUGAAAACACCACCGCAGAAGAAGUCGUGGAAGAAGAGGAGAAUCCCAAAAUGAAAAUGCGCCGCCGCGUGAUGAAGACUUCGCUUGAAGUUAAAGUUUCGGGCUUGCACAUGGAACCGAUGACGCAAGCGCAACUUGAAGCUUCCGUGUCUGUGCUCGGUGAGUUGCGUAAGGUUGACGAAGCUAAGCGCGCGCAAGAAGCGGCUAAGAGUAACCUCGAGGCGUACAUUUACGCCAUCCGUGCCAAGCUCGACGAGGAUGAAAUUCAAGUCGUGACGACAGAGGAGGAACGCGAAGCUUUGAAGGAGGAACUUACAGACAAAGAGGAUUGGCUGUAUAUGGACGGUGCAGAUUCCACCACAGAAGUGUUCAAGCAAACUCAUGACGACCUCAAGUCUAAGGGCGACGCCAUUGAGUUCCGCGCUAAGGAAAUGACGCGACGACCUGCGAUGAUUGCGAAGGCGAGAGCGUUUAUCGAAAAGGCCAAGCCCGAAGUAGAGUCUUGGCCGGAAAAGAAACCGUGGUUGAACGAAACGCACGUCGCGAACUUACUUGAAGAGAUCAAGCAAUUCGAAUCGUGGCUCGACGAGAAGAUUGAGGCACAAGACAAGUUGGCGGCGACUGAAGCGCCAACGCUCGAGUCAACCGAGAUAAAAAUCAGCCAACGACCCAUUGAGACCAAGUUCGGCAAGUUGAAGAAAAAGUCCAAGCCGAAACCUCCAAAGGUUGAGAAGAACGAGACAGAAGCGAAUGAAACGGAUGCGAACGAAACGAUCGCGAACGCAACGGAUGCAGACGCGCCUACAGACGAGCCGCCGGCGGAGGACGUCGCCGGAGGAACCGAUGCGGAUCAGUCCGCGGAAGAAGAGCAGGUUCAGCGCGAGACAGAGGACGAGCAAACUCCCGAUCAAACGCCUCCCAAAGAUGAACUUUAACGAUGAAA